Paramecium tetraurelia is the source of this 183-nucleotide messenger RNA. RefSeq lists its product as uncharacterized. NCBI's taxonomy places the organism in Eukaryota, Ciliophora, Oligohymenophorea, Peniculida, Parameciidae. The transcript has a single exon. The record is from RefSeq and is a predicted model, not a curated record.
AUGAACUCAAAUAUCCAAUAACACCUUCCCUAUCAGGAAAUUAAUAUCAAAGAUUAGAAAAGAGACAAAAAAUCCAAAGAUUAGUCAUUAAUAGAUGAAUUACAUAAGGCAUAGACCAAAAACUUAACUAAGAAAAAGGCUAACAAGAACAUAACUAAAUUUAUAAAAACAUAUGAUAUCUGA